Amphiprion ocellaris (clown anemonefish) is the source of this 649-nucleotide messenger RNA. Its product is annotated as microfibril-associated glycoprotein 4-like. Bases 1 to 462 code for a protein of 153 amino acids. Gene Ontology annotation, biological process: elastic fiber assembly. Lineage: Eukaryota; Metazoa; Chordata; Actinopteri; Pomacentridae. The transcript is spliced from 4 exons. The record is from RefSeq and is a predicted model, not a curated record.
AUGAGUGAGUUCCGCUGUUACAUCUGCCAGAGGAGUCAAAAGAGGAGGCUGGAUGGCUCGGUGAACUUCUACAGGCCUCAGACCCACUACCAGACGGGCUUCGGUUCCGCUGCUGGAGAGCAUUGGCUGGGCCUUGAGAAUCUCUUCCAGCUCACUUUGAGGAAGAGGUACGAGCUGUUGAUGGACAUGGAGGACUUCAGUGGGAACAAGGUGUUCGCUCGGUACUCCUCGUUCUCCAUCGAGUCAGAAUCCAACGGAUACAGGCUUCAUGUGUCUGGAUUCAUCAACGGAGGGGCAGGAGACGCCCUGAUUAUUCACAAUGGACAGAAGUUCUCCACCUUGGACAAAGACCAGGACUCCUAUGAAGGGAACUGUGCCAGACUACACCUGGGGGCGUUCUGGUAUAAUAACUGUUAUUUCAUAUUUUCACAUCAACAGAUCAAAAUGGGGAGCUACUUUUAAGUUAAUGUUCAUGUUAGCUUGUGGAAUGAAAGAAGCUAAAGUUAGCUUCUGUCACAUAUCAAAUCCAUAGACUCUGUAUAUGUUUAUAUACAGUCUAUGAUUAAAUCUAUUUAUUUAAUAGCACCUUUUAAAAUGAGUCCAGCUGAUCAAAGUGCUUCAUGCACAUUUAAUAAGACAGACAACAGCU